CUUAAGGUUGGGUGGACCUCUAACAAUCACGGAGGUGGAUAUGUGAGACUCGCCUUGGUUCCUGAGAGUCAGAAGGAUAGUCAUGAAGCUUACUUGAACAACGUACUGAAAGUUGUGUGUUAUGGACAUGAUCAGAGGCCAGGCAUGUUCCGCUUUGGUGACUGUAAGCAUCCAUGCAAUGCAAGGCCAGGAUGUCAGUACCAAUCAGGCAAGUCACUUUGUCGAGAUUUUCACAAUAUAAAGGCAGAUGAUGCAGUUGAUGAAUUAUAUAACUGCUCUGAGUACUAGUCGCCAAAUGAAAAAUUCAACUCUACCAGAGAGAGGUAUUAAUUGCCUUCAAGGUAUAUUCAAAAUUUCGAAUUCUGGUUUACCAUAUGUCUGAUUGAAGUUUAUAUUUUAUGGCAGACGUACUCGACAAUGAGCGAUACGAUACAACCAUUACCAUUCCCUUCAACCUUGCUGAUGGCAUCUACAUUCUACAAUACAAAGCUGCUAUAGGCAUCGAGCUAAAGCCCUACUACAACUGUGCAAAGCUUCGUGUCACAGGUGGUGAUCCCAGUCUGGAUUGUACCAGAGAUAAGGCUCCACCUGUUGGACCAUGUAGACUGGGUCCACCAGGAGCUGGCCUCCCUCUUUCGAACCUCACCAAAGAUGCAAAACUUGGAGACUUCUGUUUCCAUCCAGAUAAGGUCGGUGCAAUUGAUGACCGUAUAAGGGAAGUGCCAAUCAACGUAGAUUGUGAUCCCAGGAUCACUUGUCAGGUGUCUGUGUCUCCAGCUGUUUGCAAGCACGAACUUGGCAUGGACAAAAUUGCUGUAAGUUGCUUAUUGUUAUAUAUGGACUUAUGUACCAUACAUCCAUCCACUCCUUCACUCAUUCUUAUGAUCCUAAGCCUGUAUCCCUUCUAGAGCAUCUAUCCAUCCUGCCAAUUAUCCAUCCAUCUCUCAUCUCUUGGUUCAAUCUAUCGCUGGCUAUUUCGUACAUUUAUUUCCUUUCUCUGUCGGUUUGCUCGUUAGUUUCAAAGUUAUAUUUGAUUUCAUUUAAUUUUAAUCUUUAUCCCUUGAUUUGAAUAGUUCAUUUUUAGCUGUGUAUCUUUCUAUUUGCAGGAUGCUUGGGAUCCCAAGCAGCCCAACUGUGGUGUAGUCAAACCGCCCCCUCCACCUACUUGUGACGACGGGGUACAAAACCAGGGAGAACAUGCAAUCGAUUGCGGCGGUCCGAAUUGUAAAGCCUGUCCAGAUGUCGCUGAUACCGGUUACGAGGAGUACAUAACACUUUCAAUUUCUUCGUGACAGCAUUGAAAAUGAUCAACAGUUUCAUUGGUGUCUAGCUCUCUUAAGCAAAAUGAAUAUUACAUCACCAUUGUAAUUUCCACGUUUGUUCACCUGUGCAACAACAAAAAAAAUCAACCGAUACCACAAUUUUCGAAUAGUGCCGGUAUUCUUUUGAGUGUGGGGUCCUGUAAUUUUUAUGGCAAGGGAGGACAGUUUAACUUGCCAAAGGAGAGUGCAAUACACUUACCUGACUGGUGAACAGUGAAAAUCUUGAGUUUCCCUCCGCAGCCGAUAGAAAUGCCAUUUUACAACCGGAAGAUUCGAUCACUGUACCGUUUUGUUUUGUUUUGUUUUAGGUACAUCGAACAUAUAAUCGACAAUGAAUGGUGCUCGGGAUACGUAGUCACAGUCCUCGCGAAGAUUAAGAGGUUUAUGAAUGGAAACUGGCAGGUGACGAUCUUCUACGAUUACCCACUGGAGAUUGUGUCGCACUGGAACGCCGUGCUCGUCUCCCACAACAAAUUUAGUAAGUAGCAAUCUAGGGGUGUUUUUUAUUUCUUUGAUUUGUCGAAUAUUCAUUUUAAGAUUAAUGAUAUCGAGUUUAUUUAAUGAUAUUUUAUUUAACGAGGACUUUAAGUUAUUUCAACCAAGAUCACAUCACCAGCUCUUAAACUGUUGGAAUUAUUCUCGAGGAAUCUCGGCAAAAGUGUUCGUUUAGCUCGAGAUAGCUUAUCAGUCCUCUUUUAAUAAGCUUGCACCUCCAGUAAUACAUCAAUAGGGCUGCCAGCAAUUUCCAUAGAAAUGUAAUAGUACCCAUGAAAUACUCGAGUUGAUUAUCACAGGAGGUCACUGGAAUUAUAGACCAAGUGACAUUAACGCUGGCUCUCUUUUUAAGAGCAAACUUUUCUUCCAUAGAGACAAUCUACUCGUUUCAAGGAUUUGCGUGGAACCAGUAUCUUCAGAACGGAGAUUUUAUUGAGUUCGCUUUCGAAGGACAUUUUACUGAGCAGAGGUCAACACCAAAAACUCUCCUACUGGAAUGCUACCAGUGCCAGUCUUCCCCAAAUAGCCUAAGGGCAUUCGCAUUGAAACCGAAGACUUGCGAGGUGGGUUGCGUUGCAAGUCAUGCUGUAAAAUAGGUCGGCGUCAUGUCAUUAUCAUAGGGUCAACUUGGCGUAUCUAAUUUUGACGUAAAGGAACUCGCAAAAAUCAUGCAAGCUUUUCUAUAAGUGUCGAUGAUUCUUUUCCUAAAUGGGUCUCCUCAUUUAAAUUUGUAUUACCUUAUUUAACAGCGUAAAUAAAUCUAGGGUCGAUUACAGAAAUACUCACUGUUUCAAUGCUUGUCCUUCUGUUUUGUUUUGUUUUUGUGUGUUCUUUUUUUUCAGUCCUUCGAUCGCCCCUCAGGUUUCCAAUGUGAGGAAAGGCGAAAAUCUCUAUGUUUUGUUUUUGUGUGUUCUUUUUUUUCAGUCCUUGGAUUGCCCCUCAGGUUUCCAAUGUGAGGAAAGGCGAAAAUCUCCAUGCACGGAAUAUCCGUGCACCCAAGCACGCUGUAUUCCUUCUUCAUUGAAGUGUAUGUCACUUAUUCAUAUUUGA
Pocillopora meandrina is the source of this 2867-nucleotide messenger RNA. The record is from the annotation of a GenBank genome assembly. Lineage: Eukaryota; Metazoa; Cnidaria; Anthozoa; Scleractinia; Pocilloporidae.